This is a messenger RNA of Phyllotreta striolata, 1134 nucleotides long. The record is from the annotation of a GenBank genome assembly. Lineage: Eukaryota; Metazoa; Arthropoda; Insecta; Coleoptera; Chrysomelidae.
UCAAGAAUGUCAAGAUAGUGUUGGCGUAUCAAAUUUUGGAUGUUUGUGUAGAGAAAUGUUAUCAUUUUGAGUUGUUUUUAUACGUAAAUAACUAAUUAACUUGGUUUUUUAGAGCUUCCAAGGUAAUUGUUAAGAGCCAACCGACCAAUUUAAUAAACGUACAAUUUCAGCAUACGUUUCGAGAUGGACAAAUUGAAAAGGGUAUUGAGUGGUAACGAGUCCCCGGACGAAGAAAGCGGUAUCAUGUCUCAAUUAGAUCAAGCUACCACCUUGAGUUGGUCGACACGAUUAAAAGGCUUUUUGGCAUGUUUCAUAGUAGGCAUUUUGUUAUCGUUUUUGGGUUCGUUUGCUUUGUUUUUGCAAAGAGGCUUGCCGGUUUUCGCGGUGUUUUACACCCUCGGAAACCUCACGUCCAUAUUGAGCACCUGCUUCCUCAUGGGACCCGUUAAUCAAGUUAAGAAAAUGUUUGCAUCCAAUAGAUACAUAGCUACGAUAUUAGUUAUAGUUUCGUUCGUUUUAACAUUGGUUGCUGCGAUUGUACUAAAGAAAGCGUUGCUUGCGUUGUUGUUUAUAAUAAUUCAAUCGUUAUCGAUGACUUGGUAUUCCCUGUCUUAUAUCCCGUAUGCUCGAGAUGCAGUAAGGAAAACUGUAAUGACUUGCGUAGUGUGAAUUAAUUAGUGUUUAAGCGAGGAUUUUGUUGGUCUACUUUAUCGACUCACCAUGUUCUGCACAAAUUUUUCUUUUAAAAGAUAUUACUCAAACGAUAGUUGAAAAAGUAUAUCGACAGUAUUUUUCGAAAUGUAUUUUACGUGAUUAUAUUUAUUAUAAUAAUAUACUUGUCUACAUAAAGUUAUUGUAUCAAAAUGGGUUUGUUAUUGAAUUUUUGUAUAUUCGUAUAUAUUUAAUGUUAAAAUGAAAUUCCUAAUGCGCUGUAAUAUACUUACAUAAAUAUUUUACUUAGAUGUUAACCGUAAUUUUAUGAAAUAUACUAGUUAUUUUUUGAAAAAUGUAUUAAAAUAUAAUGUGUAAUUAGUAUUUUGAAUUCAUCCGAAUAUUUUAUGAUUAUAAGAUUUAAUUUAAUAGACUGAUCACAUGAAAUUUUUCUGUUAUAAAUAUUUCUUAUAUUCAUUUACA